CGUGCAACGAACUACAAGCAGGGCGCGAAUUGAGGCCAAGAGAAAAAAGGGCCGGGUAACCUGUUCAUAUCAACAUUGGGGCCCGAAGCAGCGCUAUUCUAUCCCCUCACAAUGGACUCAUCACUCCCCACCGAGGUCGCCAGCACCAUCCAGGCCGGUCAUAUCAAAAGACAUCCCGACCCCCGGCAGGAUAUUGCGCCAUCCACUGCAGCUGACAAGGCAGAGCUGGUAGACAUUCAUGAGGUGAAGCGCAGUCAUAUCGACGACGAUGAUCAUGAUAUUCCGUAUAGCGUCCUGCGGCCUCCAAAGAAGCACUACAAUCUCCCUCCCCUCCCAGACUUGCGAUUCGAGCAGAGCUAUCUCCGCAGCAUCGAGUCUGCAGAUACGUGGUGGAAAGUAGUGCUCGCUACAAUCAAGAGCCAGGUAUUAAUGCCCCUAGCUCAAGGCGUCUUGCUCAACUUAGCCAUGGCUGGAUGGCAGCAUUGGAACAAGAGCGUCAGGGUAAAUGGCGACUCAGUAGGUGUUCGUUUCAGGAGAUGGUGGUUUGGAGUGAACAACUGGAGCCAGCCCAAUUCCAGGAAACGUAUCUAAAACAAAAGAAUAACAAAUACCCGUCCUACAUGAGUUUGUAUUAAUAUCUUAUCAGUUAUGUGAAGGUCAUUACCCUGUCCCUUUUUGUCUAGUAGUAUAGAUAAAUCAAAUCAAAAACAUUUGGCCUCUAGACCCAUUUUUCCACAUCUGAGAACCCUUUUGUUUGCGCUUCAUAGG
This is a messenger RNA of Trichoderma asperellum CBS 433.97, 768 nucleotides long. RefSeq lists its product as uncharacterized. The record is from RefSeq and is a predicted model, not a curated record. Gene Ontology annotation, biological process: mitophagy. Gene Ontology annotation, molecular function: mitochondrion autophagosome adaptor activity. NCBI's taxonomy places the organism in Eukaryota, Fungi, Ascomycota, Sordariomycetes, Hypocreales, Hypocreaceae.